Symbiodinium sp. CCMP2456 is the source of this 626-nucleotide messenger RNA. Lineage: Eukaryota; Dinophyceae; Suessiales; Symbiodiniaceae. The record is from the annotation of a GenBank genome assembly.
GCGCCAAUGAGGCGCUGGUCAGCAGUGCCGACAAGCAGCUGAAAUGGGCAGCCGGCGCUGCAGCGUCGCUGCUGCUGACCUUCAGCGUUACCCUGCAGCCUGCCUUUGCAGCGGAUGUAGUCAAUUACUCCGAUUUCAUGGAGUCCGUCAACCGUGGGGAUGUCGAGAUGGUGCGCGUCCAGGACGAUCAGCUCUCCGCGCAGUACACCACUAAGGAUGGUGCUCGCAAAGAGGUGAACUUGAUCCCCAACGAUCAGUUGUUCAACACUCUCGCGCAGAAGAAGGUGGAUGUGGUGAUGCAAACUCCUGGAGCUAACUCUGGCGGGCCUCUGGACUUUCUCGCACGCUUCGCGGGUCCCAUCGCUUGGCUCAUCGCAGGUCUGCUCUUCCUCUUCGGAGGAGCCGGCAUGGGAGGGCCAGCCGGACCCGGUGGCCCGGGAGGGAACCCUUUCGAGCUUGGCAAGUCCAAGGCCAGAAUCAUCAAGGAUGGGGACACGAAGGUCAAGUUCGCAGACGUGGCUGGCUGCGAUGGUGCCAAACAAGAGUUGGUGGAGGUCGUCGAUUUCCUGAAGAACACCUCGCGCUACUCCGAGCUCGGAGCGAAGAUCCCCAAGGGUGCUCUUUUG